AUGUCCGUGCACGUUCUCGAACACGACAAGCCCGUCUCUACCAUUCAACAUGUCGAGGCACAGGACGACAAGGAGGUCGACGCCGCCGACGGCUCGGGGCUGAUGAAAUCGCCCAUCGACCACCUUAGUAUCUAUCAGACACUUUGGAUCUUCAAGCGUGUUGUCAUCUUCAUCAUCCUCGUGUACACUGGCUACGUCUGCGAGGGCUUCGAGCUCAAUGCAGGUGGAACGAUUGUGGCGAACAAGGGCUUCCUCAAGCAGUUUGGCGCACGCGACCAAGAGGGCGUUCGUGCACUCGAUCCCACUUGGCUGUCGACAUGGGGUGCUAUGCUUAACGUGGGCCAGAUUGUCACGUUUACUCACAUCUCUUGGGUUGCCGACCGAUGGGGCCGCAAGACCGCGUUCUACCUGGCGUGGCUGUGGCUCAUGGCGGGCUGCAUGAUCAUGAACUUUGCGACAACUUCGGGUGUCUGGGCUAUCGCAAAGCUCUGCAACGGCGCAGGCAUUGGCGUGCUCCAGGUCGUGUGUCAAGUCUACGUGAUGGAGAUCUGCCCCGACAAGAUCCGCGGCGGCAUGGUCAUCUUCCAGGCGGUCUGGACGGCAAUUGGAGGCAUCAUCUGCAGCAUCAUGAUGCAGCAACUCAACAAGCACUACCCUGAGGACUUCCGUCUUCCCCUCCGUAUCCUGUGGGCACCAAUCGGACUUAUGCUCAUCUGCUGGUCGAUUGUUCCAGAGUCGCCGUGGUACCACGCUCGACGUGGAAACGAGGAGGCCGCGCGUAACGCCAUGCGCCGCCUGUACGGCAACAUUCCAUGGUACAACUAUGACGAGGAGUACGGAAUCAUCCUCCGCACACUCGAGCACGAAAAGGCCAGCCUUGCCAAGAACAAGCCGCGCUUCCGCGACGUAUUCAAGGGUGUCAACCUCCGCCGCACGCUCACGGUCAUGAUUGUCGCUGUCUGCCAACAGUUUGCCGGUCUCGCCAUCAUCAGCACGUACAACACUUACUUUUUCUCCCUUGUGGGGAUGGAGGACCCGUUCCUCGCCACGCUCAUUCUGUCCUGCGUCGCCCUCCUCGCUGUCACCCUUUGGGCGCUUAGUGCGGAUCGCCUGGGCCGCCGCAUGAUUGUCAACAUCUGCCAGACGUGUGUAGUCGUCAUUUGCUUCGUCGUCGGCGCUCUGUAUUACACCGGAGCGUCGAUGGGCAACAAGGCUGCCGGCACUGCCCUCCUCGUCAUCUGCUGCAUCUGGCAGUUCACGUACCAAGCCGUUGCAAUGUGUUACUACCUGUACUCUGCCGAGCUUCCUUCGGCAAUUCUGCGAAUCAAGACUGGACCCAUCACUUUCUUCACCAACUCGAUCACAGGCAUUGCCACAGUCUACGCGACACCGCCUAUGCUCCUCGCUCUCAACCUCCGGGCGGCCUUUGUGUACGGCGCCCUGUCUGUGCCCAUGUGCAUCCUCAUGUGGCUCUACUUGCCCGAGACCAAGUGCAGAUCGGCUGCCGAGAUCGACGAGCUGUUUGAGAACAAGGUCCCCGCGUGGAAGUGGAGCAAGACCGUCACGACGAUUGAGGAGGAGCUGGCAGCCGUUCAGCGUGCGCGCGGGGCGCGGCCCGAGGACGCGUGA
Messenger RNA from Cutaneotrichosporon cavernicola, 1629 nucleotides. RefSeq lists its product as uncharacterized. Gene Ontology annotation, biological process: transmembrane transport; carbohydrate transport. Gene Ontology annotation, cellular component: membrane. The record is from RefSeq and is a predicted model, not a curated record. Lineage: Eukaryota; Fungi; Basidiomycota; Tremellomycetes; Trichosporonales; Trichosporonaceae. The transcript is spliced from 8 exons. Gene Ontology annotation, molecular function: carbohydrate:proton symporter activity. Bases 1 to 1629 code for a protein of 542 amino acids.